CAUGGAACAUGACGGUUAAAGACAGGGGGAGGGGCUUGGAAGAGUACGAGUAAAUCAAUCAGGGUAGUCGUGGGUUUAAGCAUAAAAGGACGGCGUGCGAUCGUCGGGGAUCCUCGUACUUUGGCGAGGUCCUCCUCCCCUUCCCUGUCUAUCUAUACCUCACUUACAUACCAGUUUACUUGAUAUCACACCCUUCCCGUUCGCUCCAGUAGACACCCACGCCAUGAAGUUCCUCUUCCUCCUCCCCCUCAUCACCACCGUGCUCGGUGCAAGCCGCACCUCCCCCCCGUCAGGCUGCAUCCACGUAGCCAAGUCUGGUGACGCCUAUAGCAGCGUGCAGAGCGCCGUCGACUCGCUAAGCACGAGCUCCAGCACCGCGCAAUGCAUCUUCCUCGACCAGGGCACCUAUUCGGAGCAGGUCUACAUCGCGCCCCGCUCCGCCCAGCUCACCAUCUACGGAUACACGGCCGAUACGACGGGGUAUGCGGGGAAUAAGGCUAUCAUUACACAUAGUUUGAGUGCUGCGUCAGCCGGGAGCAAUGAUGCGAGUGGCACGCUUAGGGUUGCAGCAGCGAAUUUGAAGGUUUACAAUGUUAAUGUGAUUAACUCUUACGGUUCUGGCUCCCAAGCUAUUGCAUUGAGCGCCCAAGCCUCGUCUGGCUACUACGGCUGCUCUUUCUACGGCUUCCAGGAUACCCUCCUCGCCAACAAGGGAUCCCAGUACUACGAGAAGUGUCUCAUUACAGGGGCGACUGACUUCAUCUUUGGGCAGCAGGCCGCGGCUUGGUUCGAAGCGUGCGAUAUCAGGGUCAGAAAGGGGGGAUAUUACAUCACAGCAAACGGUCGUGACUCCUCGUCCAACCCUUCAUACUACCUCUUCAAUGGUGGUACCAUAGCCGCCGCCUCGGGCGAAUCCGUCUCUAGCGGAACCUACUACCUCGGCCGCCCCUGGCGUACUUACAGUCGCGUUGUCUACCAGACGGUGUCUAUGAGCAACGUCAUUCGCAGUGAGGGCUGGAGCACUUGGAACGGGGACACGGAUGUAGAUAACGUCUACUAUGGAGAGUACGCUAAUACGGGUGAUGGAGCCAGUGGCACCCGUGUUAGCUGGGCUCAGAAGCUCAGCUCAGCUGUGAGCAUUUCGACGGUGUUGGGGAGCAGCUAUGCUAGCCAGGGGUACUAUGAUGCUUCGUAUUGA
Messenger RNA from Pseudomassariella vexata, 1198 nucleotides. RefSeq names its product family 8 carbohydrate esterase. Gene Ontology annotation, biological process: cell wall modification. Gene Ontology annotation, molecular function: pectinesterase activity. The transcript has 5 exons. The record is from RefSeq and is a predicted model, not a curated record. Lineage: Eukaryota; Fungi; Ascomycota; Sordariomycetes; Amphisphaeriales; Pseudomassariaceae. The coding region runs from base 224 to 1198 and encodes 324 amino acids.